Molecule: messenger RNA, 2887 nt
Organism: Chiloscyllium plagiosum (whitespotted bambooshark)
Lineage: Eukaryota; Metazoa; Chordata; Chondrichthyes; Orectolobiformes; Hemiscylliidae
Product: serine/threonine-protein kinase PAK 3
Biological process (GO): protein phosphorylation
Molecular function (GO): protein serine/threonine kinase activity; ATP binding
Source: RefSeq, a predicted model, not a curated record
AGCCAAUCAGUCAGUAUCAAUAAAUGAUCAGGCUGCCUGGGGAAGAUCAGGCAGCAGUGGAGUGCUGAGGAUUUCUCUUGAAUCAGACUGAGGUCAGAAGCUGUGCGUGAGAGGAAAAUGUAAAGAAAGCAGCUGAAUGAGCCGAGGUCUGUUCUCAGGAAAAACACACAAACACAAAUACGAGAAAAAGAAGCUUGUUAUUCAUUGGAGGUGGAGGAAGUUUAAAAUGGCAAGAAUGGCAUGCCCACCAUUUACAGAUACAUGUGACGACUGCUGAAGAUGUCCGAUAGUAUUGAUGCUGAAGAGAAACCACCAGCUCCUCCCUUGAGAAUGAACAGUAAUAAUCGUGAUUCAUCUUCCCUUAACCACGGCUCGAAGCCACUUCCAUUGGUUCCUGAGGAAAAGAACAAGAAAGCCAGACUGCGUUCGAUCUUCCCAGGAGCAGGCGACAAGACGAACAAGAAGAAGGAAAAAGAACGCCCAGAGAUCUCUCUUCCUUCAGACUUUGAGCACACGAUUCAUGUGGGAUUCGAUGCAGUUACAGGAGAAUUUACAGGCAUUCCUGAGCAAUGGGCAAGACUUCUACAGACGUCCAACAUUACUAAACUGGAGCAAAAGAAAAACCCUCAGGCUGUCCUGGAUGUCCUGAAAUUCUACGAUUCCAAAGAGACUGUCAAUAAUCAGAAAUACAUGAGCUUCACUUCUGGAGAUAUACAUACUGCUCCCAGGCUUCCCUCUGUGCCACUCUUGUACCAACCAGUAAGAGCAGUCUAUUCACUGAUGGUACCCCUUCUAAAGCAGUACAAGUGCACAGAGAUAACUGAUAAACCAGCCGAUGGAUACAUAGCAGCAAAUGCUCUGAACACCAAGAUAGCAUCUGAACCACCAGUUGUACCACCCGUGUCAGAGGAUGAUGAUGAAGAUGAUGACGAUGAUGACAACAUGCCACCGCCAGUGAUAGCGCCACGACCAGAACACACCAAAUCGAUUUUUACCCGCUCAGUGAUUGAGCCCAUUGUGCCAGUGGCUCCUGUUAAAGAUGUGACAACCUCUCCAGUCACAACACCACCUGAAAACAUCACCACCAGUCUGAACAGCCAGCUUUGCAGAAAUACGGACAAGCAAAGGAAGAAAUCCAAGAUGACAGAUGAAGAGAUUCUUGAAAAAUUAAGAAGCAUAGUGAGCGUGGGUGAUCCCAAAAAGAAGUACACAAGAUUUGAAAAGAUUGGGCAGGGAGCAUCAGGCACUGUAUACACUGCAAUAGACAUUGCCACUGGGCAAGAGGUGGCAAUCAAGCAGAUGAACCUACAGCAACAACCCAAGAAGGAGCUGAUUAUAAAUGAAAUCCUUGUCAUGAGGGAAAAUAAGAAUGCAAACAUUGUGAACUAUUUAGACAGUUACCUUGUAGGGGAUGAGCUCUGGGUAGUAAUGGAAUAUCUGGCUGGGGGCUCCUUGACAGAUGUAGUCACAGAGACCUGUAUGGAUGAAGGCCAGAUAGCAGCAGUGUGCCGGGAGUGUUUACAAGCCCUGGAAUUCCUUCACUCCAAUCAAGUUAUCCAUAGAGAUAUCAAGAGUGACAACAUACUGCUGGGAAUGGAUGGAUCAGUUAAAUUAACGGAUUUUGGAUUCUGUGCUCAAAUCACCCCUGAACAGAACAAACGGAGCACAAUGGUGGGGACGCCAUAUUGGAUGGCGCCAGAAGUAGUGACUCGAAAAGCCUAUGGUCCGAAAGUGGACAUAUGGUCAUUAGGAAUUAUGGCAAUUGAAAUGAUUGAAGGAGAACCGCCUUAUCUGAAUGAAAACCCUCUCAGGGCCUUGUAUUUGAUUGCUACCAAUGGGACUCCAGAACUGCAGAACCCAGAGAAACUCUCAGGAGUCUUCAGGGACUUCCUCAAUCGCUGCUUAGAAAUGGAUGUGGAGCGGCGGGGCUCAGCCAAGGAGCUUCUACAGCAUCCAUUUUUGAAAUUUGCAAAGCCACUGUCAAGUCUCACACCUCUGAUAAUUGCAGCUAAGGAGGCAGUUAAAAACAACCGUUAGAGCAAGGGAUGGAUUCCAUCAACACCCCUCUCUCCCUCCUGCCUUCAAAGAGGGGAUAACCAGAGCUGGACAGUGUCUCACCUGGAGAAACCUCGAGCUCUUUCCGCUUCAGGACAGAGAAAGCUAGCACAGCGAUGGGGUAUUACAAUGAUGUCUCUUCUCAUCUUAACACCUUGUCCCAUCUGAAGUCUUGAUUUUAAAACAGAGUUGCCCAUAUUGAAAUGGCAUUGUGGUGUUUUUCUUUACUUUUCACUUCUCUCCUCCCAGCAUAAAUUUUUCAUUUUUUUUUACAAAUGUUUGGCCAUUUUGAGGGUCUAAGUAGAGACUUGACACAUUUGUAAAAUAUCAAGGCUUAAUAACAAGGCUGUAAACUAGCAAUCGAGCGAAGCCUUUUGGAAACAUUUGUUUUGACAAACGAAAACAGCUCUUCAGGAAUUGCCCGUGAUUGUGAAGUAAAUGUCUGGGUAUUUUAAUGUUCCAGUGGGUACUAAACCAUGCCAUGCUUCCAAAAGAGAGAUGCUCUGUCAGACUAAAAAAAAGAGGCCUUAAGUUCUUUGGUAUUGCUUUAUAACACAUUCACUGUUCUGUGACAAAUGAAGUUUUCAUUCUUUUGUGUAUAUAUAUAUUUUUUACAGGUUUCAAGUCUAUCUCUUAAUAUUCCUUUAGUAUAUACUCUUAAUAUUUAUUGGUACGGGAGCUGGAACUAUUGGGUUUUCUGUUGGAUAUCUUGAUAUUUUUGUUUCCCAAUCACCUGCAGUAUUCUGGAAAGGUUCCAUUUUUUACACUUUGGAAAGCUGUUCAGUAAGCGCAGGUGUGGAUUGUUGAAAUAAUGGAAACCAUUCCUAGCAAA